Messenger RNA from Aspergillus heteromorphus CBS 117.55, 231 nucleotides. RefSeq lists its product as uncharacterized. Bases 1 to 231 code for a protein of 76 amino acids. The record is from RefSeq and is a predicted model, not a curated record. The transcript has 3 exons. NCBI's taxonomy places the organism in Eukaryota, Fungi, Ascomycota, Eurotiomycetes, Eurotiales, Aspergillaceae.
AUGGCUUCUCCCAUCGUCAUCGUACUGUCAGUGGCUUGGAUCAGCAUGUCAACCAUGUAUGAGGGCUUGAAUAUCAAUGGCAGGACGUACGGCGGCGGCGGUGUCUUCUGGCUUCAAGGUCCCUGUUUGUGGGAUGGCAUCUGGAAUAUCAAAUGGCUCGGAUGGACGAAGUUCCUCGGCUGCAGGACUACUGCCGCCGCGCUUCUGCAGAAAGAUGACCUCUGUGGCUGA